CCACAUUGGGUUUUGGGUUUUCCGGGAGAGGUUUUAAUGAGGCAACGUUAGCACAUUACAAGCCCGAUAUGGUUAUGGCAUCCAAGGGGGAGUGUUAUAAAUCCAUGAUAUGGAUAUGUGGAUUGCCAUUAACCAUCAGGGAGGUUUACAUCCGACCAGACUAUCCGGUCCGUCUACACCCGUCUCCGGUUCGUCUCAUCCGUCCAAGACUAGUCAAGAUGAAGACUCAUUCAACCGGAGCAUUUAUGAGCUUUGACCAAGUCUAGAUAUUUGUGGUCAAUAUGUAAUAAAUGUGUAGAUACUCUCCUUUGUUGUAAACCCUUGGAACCUCCAUUAUAUAUUGAUAGUGAGAACUAAUGAGAAAGACACAACUUUCACAACAACAUUUCUCUCAUAUUUCUAACAUAAACAAUGGAAAUUUUAACUACGAAAGGAGUCCCUCUGCCAGGCUGCCACCACAACCAUAUAUAUACAGAUAUAAUAUAAAGUUUACGUCCACAUUAAACAACUGCGAGAAAGUGUUCUAGGGUUUUUGUCCGAAUCUCAAACAGAGAAGGUGGUGUUCUAGAGUUUUGUCAGAAUAUCAUGGUUCUUAAACCUUGCUCAGAGACAGACAGAGAGUCGAGCAACUUGGAGGAAGAGAGCGAUGGUGAGAUUGAAGAAGACAGGAUUGAGGAAAGCGAGGAUGAUAAGAUAGAUCUCUUAGAGGUGCCGGAGUGGGAUGUGGACAGCUUCGAUGGUGUAGUGUAUACUUCCUCUUCCGAGCCUGACCUUCCCCCACGUUACCAGCCUUAUGAAAACAUGGAGAAUGCUAAAGAACACUAUCGCAUCUAUAAACAGCAGCUCAUCACCAGCAAGGUAUUAAUCUUCUUCUUUUUUUUUUUGCUUUGAAUGUGAACUUAAAACCCCAUAGAAUUAAGUAGACUUAGACGGUGAUUCUUGUGCGAUUCAUGGUGGAUCCAUCGCUUAGGCCAAGUGAUAGGUACAAAGGAAUCAAACCGGUGAGUUUCGACGAUGGAGGGGCUAACUCCAAAACCUUCCGAGAUUACUGUGAAGAGAUGGCCAUCAUAUGUCUUGAAAGACACAACCAAGACAAGGAUUCAAAUGUGGAGUUUGUUGAAGUGGUAAGAGGAAACUAUCGAGGAGGCCCGAGACCCAAGUCAUACAUUACAUUCAUGGCCAGGGAGAAACCGGAUGGACCUCUUGUUGAGUACCAAGCCAAGGCUAUGGCUACUCUUGACAGAAAGUUUCAUCCCAUCCUCUGUAGACCGGCUCCUACUAAUUAAGGUAUAAUAUGGGUUUGCUCUUAGCCAGUUUUAGAUUAAUCAAACGUAUUUAGAUGUUUAUGUCAUAUAUUAUCUAAAUUUAAAUGAUCUAGUGGCUGUAAUGUUUUAACGUAUGAGUCUGUUUAUGCCUUGUAAUCAUGAUUCUAGUAGACUUUUGUAACAUAUUUUAACUUGAGCAAUUUGUACGAUGAUUAUGUGUUUUGUCAUGUGGAUCAUGACUCCUAGCACUUAAACCUUUGAUUUUACCUUUUCAUGUUGUACCAUAUUUGAUGGAGUUCCAACUUCUAAAAUGUUUCUUAUGGGCUUUAUAAACUAAAAAAGAGUUGUUUCAUCAAAUACUUUGAAUAUCAGUAAAAUCUGUAAACGUCAUAAAAAGUUGGAACACCGAACAUGUAGCUAGAUGCACCAUUACAAAAUGCCAUAAAACAUAAAGAUCUCAUGGAGAAUUCAGUAGCAAAAUAGAGUGAAAUAUAGCAAAAAUAAAGCCAUCUCUAAUAACAAAAGGCCACAUUAAUCUUUUGUACAAAUGAAAACGAGAGUUGACAGAACUAGUUACCAGAGUUCCAGAAACCGAGAAAGGAAA
Messenger RNA from Brassica napus (rape), 1869 nucleotides. RefSeq lists its product as uncharacterized. The coding region runs from base 951 to 1286 and encodes 111 amino acids. The transcript is spliced from 2 exons. Lineage: Eukaryota; Viridiplantae; Streptophyta; Magnoliopsida; Brassicales; Brassicaceae. The record is from RefSeq and is a predicted model, not a curated record.